AUGUGUUCACUUGCGGGGAUAGACGAAAUCAACACCAUUGAUAUAUUUAAUGAAUCAUCGGUGAUACAUAAAGUGGGAAAAGCUUGGACAGGAACAGCUUUUAAAUACACAAAAUGGGCAGCGUUUAUAGGUUGCGGAAGCAGAUAUUCAUCCUUUGGUUCUGGGAGAAGUAUCCAAACAAAUGAAGAUUGUUUACAAUAUUGUUCUGGUUAUUCAUCCUCUUUAUACUUUGUUAUCAAGAGUUCCAUAUGCAGUUGUUUGUCUGACAAACCUGAAACUUAUGAUGACAUCAAUGACUGUCGAGCGAUAUGUACAAACUCUUCCAACACACCAUGUCGUUAUGGAAAUUCAGCUUUAGUGUUUGCAUUUGUUGAAGGGGAGUUAACAAGAAAAACAUGGUAUGAUUACCAAGAGGACUGUUUGAAACAAGGACACUUUGUACUGUAUAACAGAGAUAUUCUCAGUAGCCUCACUCCAUCAAAUGAAAUAUACUGGACUCCAGUUUUUAGGUCCCAUACCUUGUCGUCUGAAAUUGCUAAAGGGAAAGAUUUUUGUAUGGCAUUGCCAAAUGCUGAGCCCAGACAUUUCACAAUAGAAAAUUGUUCAUCUCAUUUGCCUUUUCUGUGUACAAAAUCAAAAAGACCAAAGAAUGCCAGUGAAUCGGACAUAAAGCACCUUUAUGAGAUGGCAAUUCUUACAUCAGUAAUAAUAGCAGCUGCUUUGAUAAUCAUUUUAUUGAUAUUUCUGAUGAUAAUGAUCAGCUCUAGAGCAUUUAGAAGGUAAGUUCAG
Molecule: messenger RNA, 789 nt
Organism: Mytilus trossulus (common blue mussel)
Lineage: Eukaryota; Metazoa; Mollusca; Bivalvia; Mytilida; Mytilidae
Exons: 7
Coding region: 1-783 (260 amino acids)
Source: RefSeq, a predicted model, not a curated record